UUAUUGAUACAUUAGCUUGUUUAGGAAUUUAUUCUUUUAAUACUGAAAUUUUCUAUUGAUGUUUAUAAAACGACAUAAGUUUAAUUAUAAUUUUUGAGUUUGAUACACGACUUCAUUGAAUAAAACAAUUUUGAUUUUAUGAUAUAUUUUUAGAAUUGUUCUUAUUAGUUUGGGUUUUCAAGAUUAUAUGUAAUGCUUUAAUUGUAGAUUACAUAUAUUUGUUUUUAUAAAUUAAUAAACUUUCUCAUUAACAAACUUUUAUGUUAAUGGGAUGCCAGUUGUAACUUUAAUCUGAUGUGCAAUACAGUCAUCCACGUUGCCCUGCCAAGACUAUUGCAUUUAACUAUUUAGCCCGUGAGACUGUGCUGGCUUGGAGUGGUCAACUUGCACUUGACUGUUCGUGGAGUACUUGGUGUUAUACAGUUUUAGAGGGAAUGUGGGGCUUGCCCCCACCUGGGCGCUGAGGUGCGAGCAUGACUACAUGUGAAGCAUGUAGAAUAGGCAGUAUAGUGAUACGUGUUAAAAACUGACCUUUGGAGGCAAAUAUCUUGCAAAGGGUCAAUUCUGGGAAUGGUGCGAAACCUCUCGUUAGGAGCUUGAAUCUUACCCGAUGCUGUACAUAUCAGCUGGUGUCUCAACAGAAAAGUACCAUGUUUACUCUAAGCUGCAUACAUAUUGCAGUAAAUAUUUUAAUUCAACUACAACUGAAGAUUCUAAUAUUCAUUCACAAACUGCUACUAAUGAAAAAGAUGAAGAUGAUAUUAAAAUUUCAAUUCUUGAUGCUGGAUUAGAAUUUGUUUCACAACAUGGUUGGAGUAGAGAUGCUUUAGCUGCAGGUGCUGAGAAAAUUGGCUAUCCUGGUAUUGCUCAUGGAAUGUUUCCAAAUGGUGGAGCAGAACUUGUUCAUCAUUUUUAUUACACUAGUAAUCGUGCAUUGGAGUCUAAAUUGAAAACCUCAGAUCUCAGAAACAAAAUUAGUCAAAAUCAAGAACAAUUGUUUCUUAGAUAUGCAAUAGAAACAAAAUUGCGUAUGAUAAUUCCAUACAUAAAUAAAUGGCCACAGGCAAUGGCAAUAAUGAUGAUGCCUCAAAAUGCUCCAACUGCUUUGAGUAACUUAAUGGAUCUAGUAGAUACAAUUUGGUUUUAUGCAGGUGAUAAAUCAUUUAAUCUUUCUUGGUAUGGAAAAAGAAUUGGUCUUGCCACUAUGUACAAGAUUACAGAACUUUGCUUAAUUCAGGAUUCUAGUGAAGAUUAUAGAACAACUUGGUUGUUCUUAGAUAGACGAAUGAUGGAAUUUAUUAAUAUGAAGAGCUUUACCUACCAGUUGCAAGAAAAUAAAGAAUUAUUAUCAGAUCUCUUUUUAGGGAGUAUGCUUACUGUUCGUAAUGUUCUUGGUUUAAGAAGAAUGGCCAAAUAAAUGUGAUAUGUGUAAUUUAUUAGGUUUGGUUCAUUGUAAAUGUUUUAGU
Centruroides sculpturatus (bark scorpion) is the source of this 1466-nucleotide messenger RNA. It is a transcript of the gene Coq9, whose product is annotated as ubiquinone biosynthesis protein COQ9, mitochondrial-like. The transcript is spliced from 8 exons. Gene Ontology annotation, cellular component: mitochondrial inner membrane. The record is from RefSeq and is a predicted model, not a curated record. Gene Ontology annotation, biological process: ubiquinone biosynthetic process. The coding region runs from base 611 to 1417 and encodes 268 amino acids. Gene Ontology annotation, molecular function: lipid binding. NCBI's taxonomy places the organism in Eukaryota, Metazoa, Arthropoda, Arachnida, Scorpiones, Buthidae.